Molecule: messenger RNA, 1602 nt
Organism: Pochonia chlamydosporia 170
Lineage: Eukaryota; Fungi; Ascomycota; Sordariomycetes; Hypocreales; Clavicipitaceae
Product: MFS transporter
Exons: 4
Coding region: 1-1602 (533 amino acids)
Biological process (GO): transmembrane transport
Molecular function (GO): transmembrane transporter activity
Source: RefSeq, a predicted model, not a curated record
AUGGAUAUUUCACAAACCACCCAAGGGGACAUAAACGAAAAGCAGCCUUCAGCUGCUGCAGAGUCCAGCAGCUCAGUCGACAAUGCAUCAACAAGCCAUGGAGAACCGGAGAUAGUCCUAAGCAAAGACGGCUUCAAACUGUUUCCCCAGCCAGUUCUCGGCGAUGAUCUCGACCCUUUGAAUUGGUCAUUCUUUCAGAAACAUGUAAUUUUGUCCAUUAUUAUGGCAAUCUACUUCAUGUUCACCUUCAUCACAACCACCACCGUACCCUCAUUCCCCGACUUGCAAGAAAAAUACUCAGCCAGUUUAGAACAAAUCAACUGGACCGUCGCCAUUCCUGCUCUUGGUCUAGCCGUCGGCCCCCUGCUGUGGGCUUCCGUGGCAGAUAUCAUCGGACGUCGCCCUAUUCUCAUUUUCGGCACCGUCAUGGCACUAGCUUCUACGGUAGGUGCUGCUCUUGCACCGAACUACUCUGGAUACAUGGCCGCACGCUUCUUCCAGGGACUCGGUGUUAGUCCUGCCUCAAACGUCGGCCUGGCUGUCAUCAACGACCUCUUUUUUGAACACGAGCGUGGUCAAAAGGUGGGACUCUGGGUGCUGGCAAUUGAUUUGGGUCUCCUCUUUGGACCUUUGAUAGGCGGCCUGGUUAAUCUUGCUGGUUACGCUUGGAUUCAAUGGCUUUCUGCUAUUCUCUUUGGCGUCAUUCUACUUGCCGAAAUAUUCUUUCUGCCCGAGACUUUGUAUCCGAGACGUCUCAUGCUAUCAGCGUCGCAGGGGACAAACGAAAUACAACCUAGUGCAGAAAAGUUUGCUGGAGAGCAUUCUUCCAUUGACAACACUCACGUGCCAAAGACAAAGGGUCUAUCGUUUCUAAACGUCAAGCCGGUCCCUGGAGUUCAACAUCCUAAGGUGUAUGAUACAGUGGUUAGGUUCAUCAAGACAUUCAAGUACACUGUGGUUCCUAUCUCCAUCAUGACAUAUUGCUUUGGCUGGUAUUGGUGGGUAUUAUCCGUGGUUACUUUGGUCCCAGUAGCGUACGAGACGUACUCUCCUCAGAUUCAGGGCCUACUUUAUUUGGGUCUCAUCGUAGGCACGCUCAUCUCCGAAGUUUGUUGCUCCGGAAGCCUCAGCGACCUGAUUGUGAUCAAGCUGGCCAAGCGCAAUGACAAUCAGAAGACACCAGAAAUGCGCCUCUGGCUUGCAUAUCCAGCCGCUCUUCUCACUGCUGUUGGACUGAUCGUUUGGGGAGUCAGCGUUGACCGCAACUACCACUGGAUGGUGGGUCAAGUUGCUUUUGCUAUUUUUGGCGCCGGGAUCCAAAUGGGAAAUACUGCCGUCUGCUCCUAUGUUGUCGAUGCGUAUCCCAUGCAAAGCAUGGCCACUAUGACUUUCUACGCGGUGAUGCUAAACUUAUCUGCGUUUGUUGAUCCGUUCUUCAUUGUCCCGUGGGUGGAGACUGUUGGAUUUACCUGGACGUUUGCUGGACAUGCCAUUAUCACGCUGUUCUUUUGCGUUCCGGUUUUGGCUUUGCUUCAUAGAUAUGGGAGACGGUUAUCUGAGAAGUCUGGUUCCCCAACUUGGGUUAACCCUGAGUUUGAAUAG